UUCCGUACCUACAAGUAGCUGUUUGGUUCGUUCGCUGCCUUUAGUCGUGUGUUAAACGUUUAGCAGAUCAAGAUGAGUUUGAGGAAACAGACCCCCAGUGACUUCCUGAAGCAGAUCAUCGGCAGACCUGUGGUGGUCAAACUGAACUCUGGCGUCGAUUACAGAGGUGUGUUGGCCUGCCUGGAUGGUUACAUGAACAUUGCUAUCGAGCAGACAGAGGAGUAUGUCAACGGGCAGCUUAAGAACAAGUAUGGGGAUGCCUUUCUGAGAGGAAACAAUGUUCUGUACAUCAGCACCCAGAAGAGGAAGGUGUAACAGGAUGAAGAUUUAUUCUACCUGCAGCCAUGUUCAGAGAACUGUCUUUAUUUUUUUCUGUGGUUCUUUAAAAUGUUUUUUUUAAAUGACGUAAAUAAGUUGUGAAUUUUAUGUUUUCAUUGUUAUGAUAAAAGGAAUAAAGUUCUGUUGAAUGAA
Molecule: messenger RNA, 471 nt
Organism: Cyprinodon variegatus (sheepshead minnow)
Lineage: Eukaryota; Metazoa; Chordata; Actinopteri; Cyprinodontiformes; Cyprinodontidae
Gene: lsm6
Product: LSM6 homolog, U6 small nuclear RNA and mRNA degradation associated
Exons: 4
Coding region: 73-315 (80 amino acids)
Biological process (GO): mRNA splicing, via spliceosome; maturation of SSU-rRNA
Cellular component (GO): nucleolus; U6 snRNP; sno(s)RNA-containing ribonucleoprotein complex
Molecular function (GO): RNA binding
Source: RefSeq, a predicted model, not a curated record